CAUUUUUUUCUUGCUAUACAACUUUUGUAAUGGGCUUAAUCGAUAAAAUUAAAAACAGUUACGAUUAUUAUAAAGUGGACAAAUAUACAAAAAGACGUACAUCACAGUCUCAAUUUGAGUCUCAUGAUCGUCGAUAUUAUGAAAAUGUAUAUAGGGAUGGUGAUUACCUGAAUCCAGAGGAUGUAAUGAAUAAUAAUGCAUCUAAAAACACUACACAUUUAGCAUAUCGAAACUCUCGUUGGUCUUUUCCGGAAUUAUUAAGGAAGUCAAGUAAAAAGCAACUUCCAGCAGUUGUUGCUAGUCAAUUGAAAAAUUCAGAAAAUUAUACUUUGGGUCGUGCCGCUUAAGUAAAAAAAAAAGAAGCGAUACUAAAAAGUGUAUAAUUAUUGUACAUAGUCUGUCAGUAGGAAAUAAUGACCGUCGUCAGCUUUUUUUUUUCUUGUUUUGUUUUUUUGUUUUUGUUUCUUUUAGACUGAAUUUUGCCGGAGCUUUAAUAAAUAAAUGGUUAUUGUAGCUAUACAAGAUUCUGUGUUGCCC
Messenger RNA from Cokeromyces recurvatus, 537 nucleotides. RefSeq lists its product as uncharacterized. The record is from RefSeq and is a predicted model, not a curated record. The transcript has a single exon. The coding region runs from base 30 to 347 and encodes 105 amino acids. Lineage: Eukaryota; Fungi; Mucoromycota; Mucoromycetes; Mucorales; Mucoraceae.